This is a messenger RNA of Ramularia collo-cygni, 2085 nucleotides long. RefSeq names its product related to pathway-specific regulatory protein nit-4. NCBI's taxonomy places the organism in Eukaryota, Fungi, Ascomycota, Dothideomycetes, Mycosphaerellales, Mycosphaerellaceae. The record is from RefSeq and is a predicted model, not a curated record. Bases 1 to 2085 code for a protein of 694 amino acids. The transcript is spliced from 7 exons. Gene Ontology annotation, biological process: DNA-templated transcription; regulation of DNA-templated transcription. Gene Ontology annotation, molecular function: DNA-binding transcription factor activity, RNA polymerase II-specific; zinc ion binding; DNA binding.
AUGGAGCAAGUCAAUCGCACUGCGGACGUAAAUCUAAAAGCCAACGGCCAACCACGUCAGCGAGUCUCGAUUGCUUGUACGGAAUGUCGAACACGCAGAAUACGAUGUGAUGGUGAACAACCCACGUGUGGAUCCUGCAGAAACCGGAGCGUCCAAUGUCACUUCAAUUUUCGGGAAAAUAGACGAAAGCCUCCAACCAAGCGUUACGUGGAGUCGCUUUGCACGCGUAUCAGAGCCCUUGAAGCUCAGCUGGAGGCUCUUGGUCAUCCAGAGGCAAGUUCCAUGCCGCAGUUGGGAGAAGAGUGCGACGACGAUGGUCAAGAAGAGUCCGAGGAUAGCGGCUCCGACCACGCAGAACACGAUGCCUUGCAAGCUCGAAAUCCCAUGGAUGAGCUCGCCGAUCGCACCGGCGCCCUUAACGUAGGUGAGGAUGGCAGUAUGCGCUAUUAUGGCUCAGCCAGCAACUUCAGCUUCCUUCAUGGGCGCAUGUGGACAGAGUCCUCAGCAAUGAUUUUUCAGAACCGCCAGCACGCUUUGACUACCGUGAGACAGCUGGGCCUCUCGGUAGAGCCCUCGGCAGAGCUACGGAGCCAUCUGUUCGACCUGWUCUGGCGCUGGCAAAACACAUGGCAGUAUAUUGUGCACAAGCCACUUUUCCUUCGUGACACGCAUCUUGGUGUUACGGGCAAGUACUCCAACCCGCUGCUUGUAUCUGCCGUCCUGGCACUUGCGUCGAGAUACUCCGACAGACCAGAGGUACGCGGCGAUGUCAACGAUCCUGCUACCGCCGGAUGUGAGUUUGCUCAGCAGGCCAAGAUGCUGUUGCACUACGAGUUCGACUCCCCGACACUCAGCACUGWCCAGGCAACGUGCUUGAUCACACUCUUUGAAUUCGCCGUGAACAGAGAAGCUUCUGCGUGGACAUACAUGGGCGUUGCUACUAGAAUGGCCUACAAUCUAGGUCUCCAUCUGAACUGCUCGCGCUGGGUCCAAAUGGGCCACAUUGAUAAUGAGGAGGCUGAUGUUCGCAUGGCUACCUGGUGGGGAUGCUAUCUACUUGACAAGCUUGUCAACAUCGGUCUCGGACGACCAAGUUCGAUCCAAGAUCACGACGUGUCUACCCCCAAACUCUCUCUCCAACAGGAUGUCGAAAACGAAUCGUGGACUUUCUGCACCGACCUGGGGUCCCCCAGUCCGUCUAAGGAUCCUCUGGCUCGGAUCAUAUCGACCUCGCAUUAUGCCUGCGAGCUCUUUACAAUCAUGUCGGCCACAUUCGACAUUCUGUAUGCGCCGAACAGCAAGCUUACUCGACAUCAGCGCGAAACGCUUGUCAGUACGGCCGACGUGAAUUUGACAAAGUUCCACACCAAUCUGCCCAGUUUUCUUCGCCUCCCAAACUCGGCGCGUUCGGCGGCAUUACCUCAUGUUUGUCAACUACACCUUCAAUACCACGUCGCUGUCAUUCUAUUACACAGACCAUUUGUCAGCAUGAAGCCUCGACGAAGAUCUACGCCCUCACAUGACCGCCCUCAGAACAAUCAUCUGCAACUCUGCCGCUCAUCCGCAAAUGAAGUCGCGAAUAUUAUGCGGGUGUAUAAAUUGCAUUACUCCUUGCGACGAAUUGCCAUCUCUGCAGUGCAUUGUACAUUCACUGCGUCUGUCGUUCACCUCUACGACGCCACCUGUACAGACCCGGUCAUUCAUCAGGGCGGUCGCAGAAGAUUACAAAUGUGUAUCGAGUUCUUGCGCGACAUGUCCACCGCCUGGAGCUGGAGUCUUCGAGCCAUUUGUGCGAUACAGAUGCUCGCGGGAGAGUGGCUUCAACAAUCAGAAGAUGUCGUACAGAUGGAACCCGUGCCAGACGUCCCGGUGCUGGCUACUAUUGAACCAGCAGACCAGACCAUGGGAACCGUCUUAACAACUGCAGUUGCUGAAGAGAGCUUCGGCUGGCUUUUUGAAGUCGAUACUGGUCAGACUAUGGAUGCGCCUGGACCCAACACAUUUAUUGACUGGGAUCAAGACCCGUUUUGGAGAUCAGCACUUGGAUUCGAACCAUCUCCAAAUUCUGACCCUUCUGUAAUGUGA